Molecule: messenger RNA, 336 nt
Organism: Eptesicus fuscus (big brown bat)
Lineage: Eukaryota; Metazoa; Chordata; Mammalia; Chiroptera; Vespertilionidae
Gene: PEAK3
Product: PEAK family member 3
Source: RefSeq, a predicted model, not a curated record
AUGGUAAGGGACCUGCACUUUGCCUUGGCCCUGCUGGUGCUGCAGCUGAGCACCCUGGAGCACCUCGAGGCCUGCACAUUCCUAGCAAAGCUGCAGCGGGAAAACCUGCUGCUGGGAUUGACCCAGGCGCUGCUCUGGGGACCCUGGCCGGAGCUGUGUGGCCGUGGAACUGCUGGGCCCUGGCUGCGGGUGUGCCAUGCUCUGCUGGUCCUGCACCUAGUGGAGCAGGCCACUGGUGCAGAGGAGCUGAACCUGAAGGACUAGCUGAGCUGUGAAUACCUGGCAGAGGCCAUGAAGGCCUCGCUGGGCCGCACCCUGGCACUGCUGUGGGACUGA